UGAGGAUCCUUGAAAAGCAUCCCAGGUACUGUUCUUUAUCCCUUGUUUCAUCUCAAACACCUCACUCAGUGUUGCUGAACACUUUUUCCAAGGGACUGAGUGCAGCGCACCCAGUCGGUAUCAUUAUUACCAGCCCCCUUGGCACUUCAUACAUACAUACCAGCUCACCUCACUUUCCCCCUUCGGCAGACUCUCAUUCCAUCCCUCGAACGUUCGGACCAUGUUCUUUUCUUCACCGUCGCUCGAUCUUCAGAGCUCAUCCUCACUCUUAUCCCUCCCUGAAGAUUGAGUUCAUCAAGUAGCACAACUGAUCUACCACAAAACAAAAUCCAAAGAAAACAAAAAUGACCGAAACCCCAACCAUCCUGCGUGUGGGAAUCCUCACCGCAGACGAAGGUGCCAAAGCCAUCGAAGCCAUCUAUCUCCCAGCCCUACGUGCCCUUCCCACCUCGUUCCAGGUCCAAGCCAUCCACGAUGGCUCCAAGCAGCCCCUGUCAUACGAGAACGAGGUAGACGGCAGCAUCUGCAAGACGAACGGCAGCGUGUGCAACGACCAUGACCACCAGCACGGCGCCACCAUCCCAGUAGUCCCCACCCCGGACCACAUCCUAGCCAACCCGACCAUCGACCUAAUCCUCAACUUCAUGCCAAACGAGUAUCACGAGACCUACACCGUCGCGGCCCUGAACUCCGGCAAACACGUCAUGGUCGAAACCCCGUUGAGCCUGAGCAUCCCCAGCGCCAAACGCAUCAUCGAAGCCGAGAAACACGCCCCCAACGGCGCCAAAGUCUUCGUCGCCUGCGCCCGUCGCUACGCCCCCAGCAUUUCCUCCGUCUUCAGAAAGGAAGUCGCUAGUCUCGACCGCAUCUACUACGCGCGGUGUCGCAACAUCGCAGGCCCCAGCUCCGCACACACGGCCACCGCGCCGCGCAAGCAAGUCUGGAACGAGGUGAACGGACACGGCCAACCAUUCCCCAUUUCACCCCCUUCGUCGCCAUCAAACGACUCCAUCGCCGGAAAAACCCGCCCACAGCUGCUCCAGGGUCUCCUCGAAGAAGCCUUCCUCGGCCAGGACCUAAGCAAGGAGCGCGUCGCCCUGUGCGAGUUCCUCGCUUCCCUGGGAUGUCACGACCUAGGCCUCAUGCGCGAUACCCUUGGCUAUCCAGAUGCAGUGUCCAGCAUCUCCGUCAACGAACCCUACUACGCUGCCGUCUUCCACUACUACAGUGGCGGCAAGGGCGAACAUCCAUUCACGCUCAUGUACGAGACCGGCACGGAUGCCGUGCCUCGCUGCGACGCGCAUCUCACCGUCUACGGCGAUACGAAGACCGUGAGCGUGCAGUACGGGCUGCCAUAUGGUCGACGGCAUGGGGUGAAGGUGGUCGUCGAGACCAUUGAUGAGAACGGGGACAUGAAAAGAACGGAGACCGUGAGUGCGUGGGAAGAGAGCUAUCGCGAGGAGUUGAAGGCCCUGCAUGCGUAUUUAACUGCGGAUAAGGCCGUGAAGACGACGGCGAGAGAUGCGAUCCAGGAUUUGAGACUGUUUCAGACCAUCUUUGAGCAGUAUGAUCGACAGUGUGGGACUAUUCGGACACCGUUGGGUUGAUUUAGUUUUCAGUUUUCUGAGUUGGGGGAAGGAGAGGGUGGAAAGAUUGCUAAUGCAUUUGCUAGGCUGGGAUGGGAUGAAUGGGGGGGCGUUGAUCAAGCCGGGAUCUCUUUUUUACUAAUUAACUCGAGCAUCAUGCUUGCUCUUCUAUUAAUGGCAAGGAGUCUAGUGGGAUGAAAUUGGGUCAAGGGACGGGUAAUAUGUGUAUCAUGCAUAUCGUUGAU
Aspergillus welwitschiae is the source of this 1831-nucleotide messenger RNA. RefSeq names its product Gfo/Idh/MocA family oxidoreductase. Gene Ontology annotation, molecular function: nucleotide binding; oxidoreductase activity. Bases 345 to 1607 code for a protein of 420 amino acids. The transcript has 2 exons. Gene Ontology annotation, biological process: NADPH regeneration. NCBI's taxonomy places the organism in Eukaryota, Fungi, Ascomycota, Eurotiomycetes, Eurotiales, Aspergillaceae. Gene Ontology annotation, cellular component: cytoplasm. The record is from RefSeq and is a predicted model, not a curated record.